AAUCAUUUUAACAUACAGAGAUGAACAUUUGUAGAAAAUACAUUUAAAGGUGUUUUUAAAAAGUGUUAAAUUACUUUAAAACGGAAAAACAAAUCGCCAAUAGGUGGCAGCAAGAGACCUCUUUAAUCGAGUGAAGCUUUAAGUGAUUCAUUCAGCCACGAAUCACUGAUUCAGUGACUCGCCCGACUCUAUACAGAGUCCUGAAUCAUUCGUGUAAGGAAACGCCACUGUGUAUUAUUCAGAGAUGGCCAACUGUUCUGCUGUUUAUUUUAUUAUUAUCAUAGUAAUGAUUUCACUAUUAUUAAUGAGAAAAUAACGCGGAAGUUUUUAGCGCCUUGUCACGUGAUCGUCAACAUCCAUGGCAACGGUUCUAUUUGUGUUGUUUUGAACUUCGCUCAUUGGCAUCUGAUCUCGGCGUCCUUCUUGGCUACUGAUUCCCAGAUUAUUGAUUGUUGGAUACAUCGAUUGAUCGUCUGCUUCUCCCAUCAUUCAGGUUUGACCCUUGUUAUCACACUGUGGUUUGUAUUCAGUAUGUCUUGUGUUCAUUACAGGUUUCAGAGUCGACUCACCUACGACUCGCUCCAGUUUGAGGGCCUCAACAUCACUGCGGGAGAGCUGAAGCGGCAGAUCAUGAGGCGCGAGAGGCUGAAGUUCUGCCAGCUGAAGAUCAGCAAAGCCCAAACUGAUGAAGAAUACACAGAUGAUGAUGCUCUCAUCCCCAAAAACAUGUCGGUCAUCAUCAGACGGGUCCCUGCUGCUGGACUGAAGUCCUCCAACAGAAGAUUUGUUGGGUAAGUCAUGUGAAAUGAGCGCAAUCAUCCUCUGAUAGAUGUUAUAUCAAGAGUUUGAGUCUGUCUGUGGUGUUUUAGUCACACAAGCUCCUUUGU
Molecule: messenger RNA, 887 nt
Organism: Danio rerio (zebrafish)
Lineage: Eukaryota; Metazoa; Chordata; Actinopteri; Cypriniformes; Danionidae
Source: RefSeq, a predicted model, not a curated record